ACUGUGUAGUGAAAUCUACCGACCACGGAUGCGUCGAUGUGAGUGCUAGGGGGUUUACUCGAGCAUUAUGGGUUGUAACUAUCCGCCAAUCAAAGACCGUGAAUUACUCAACUUUGAGGUGUCAUCUCCAUAUGCCAUCAAGGUCUGCCGAGGACCCUGCAUUAGCUUUACCAUCAAGGUUCUCCAUGUCAAAGUUUUAUGAUACUAUUACUAAUCACAAUGACAGGUAGGAAACUUGCCAAUAGGCGUUAUACGUACCGAUAAUCGAAAAUAUCGAGAUUCAUCAAGUACCUUUAACAAUGCGGGUGUACCUUCAAGGCAACUUCUUAGGAUAUACAAGCCAUCGGAGGCCAACAAGGUAUCCAAAGAUCGUCCUACGGGCAUGCUAAGAGAUGACGAGCCAGCAUGCAGUUUCUUGCCAUGAACCAAUGGGCGGAUAGUUGUUUCCAAGCUUUUACCCUAGCCCUACUUGAGUUGAGUAGGAACUGGCUGAUGGUAUAAAACGUAACGACCCUAUGGGCGGACUCGCACAAGAAAGGCAUUUGGACUCUCUGUAGAAACCAUUCGAGUAAGUGCCCGUAAACCUGUAUUUCGAUUCAUCAUUGAACCAAGUUCCCAUAAUGGCCCCAGCAAUCCUAAUCGACACUCCUGAUAAGGCCGAACAAAGGCUCCCAGUCACGCUCCUCAGUGGCUUUCUAGGGUCGGGAAAGACAACUCUACUAGAAAACAUUCUGACAUCCCCUGAUCAUGGCCUUCGAAUUGGUGUCAUAGUCAACGACGUUGGUGCGUUGAAUAUCGAUGCGGCCCUGCUUACAUCACACGAUGUGACUCGUAAAGAGGAACAAGUUGUGGCCAUGCAAAAUGGUUGCAUCUGCUGCACUCUACGAGGGGACUUGCUAGAAGAGGUCGCUAGAUUGGCUGGGGAGAAACAGGUCGAAUAUCUCGUCAUCGAAAGUUCAGGGGUUAGUGAACCUAUGCAAGUUGCCGAGACAUUCUCAGAAGAGUUUGCCGAUAUGCAUAUUGCUGCAGGCUACGAUCUCGAAGUGGAAGACCAAGGCGAUAAAGAGGCGAAUAAGAAGCUGGCGAAGAUCUUGAAAGCCGGUGGUCUAUCUAAAGUUGCUCGCUUGGACACCUGCGUGACCUUGGUAGAUGCCGUCAACUUUAUGCAGGACUUCGCGACGGCUGAUUUCUUGGUUGACCGACAGACGGACGUUCCUCAAGAGGAUGACCGUAAUAUCUCCGACCUACAAGUCGACCAGGUGGAAUUCGCCGAUGUUGUGGUUGUCAACAAGUGUGACCUUGUCUCCAAGGAGGAGGUCGAUAGGAUCAAAGGUGUGGUUAGGAAACUCAAUCCUAGUGCGAAGGUCGUCUCAACUGUCAAGUCCCGCCUAGAUCUAACUGAGAUCCUCAACACUCGGUCGUUUUCGUAUGAGAAGGCAGCUCUUAGCGCCGGUUGGCUGAAGAGUUUAAAUGAGGAGAUCAACCCAGAGACAGAGGAGUACGGGAUAGGGACAUUUGUAUACCGAGCCCGUCGUCCUUUCCAUCCAGCACGACUUUGGGAUAUGAUCAAAUCUGUUUUUGUCGUUAUUCAGACCGAGUAUCAAGUCGAAGGAGAGGAGAUGGACGUUGACGACGACGACGACGACGAUGUUGACGGAGAGGGUAAUGAGGACUCAGAGAUGGAAGAUGAACAACCCCAACUUGACCCCAAAGCUCGAUUGGCUUCUAAAAUGGCAGAUGAUACAUUCGGUCCACUGCUGCGAUCGAAGGGAUUCCUAUGGUUGGCGACUAGACCAAGGAUGUACGGUGAAUGGUCGCAGGCAGGCGUGAUGCUGACUAUCUCCGGUCAAGACCUCUGGCGAUGCGAAAUCCCGGAGGAUGAAUGGCCCGCGGAUCUCGAAACAAGAAAGGCGAUUACGAGGGACUUCGAUGGUAAGUGGGGUGAUCGGCGACAAGAGCUGGUCUUCAUCGGCCAACAGAUGCGAAACGGAGGUGAGGAGCGGCUACGAAAGGCUCUCGAUAUUUGCCUUCUGGAUGAUGAAGAAUUCCGUGAUUGGGAAUCGGCCAUGGAGUCCGAUAACGUCCAAGAUAAGUUAGACGAACUCUUUGAAGAUGGAUUUGAGGACUGGAUUGAAACUAGCCACGAAGGUCACGACCAUACUAACGGGCAUGGCCAUGAAGACAACAAACACUGA
Messenger RNA from Hypoxylon trugodes, 2195 nucleotides. RefSeq names its product putative cobalamin synthesis protein. Bases 621 to 2195 code for a protein of 524 amino acids. The record is from RefSeq and is a predicted model, not a curated record. The transcript has 3 exons. Lineage: Eukaryota; Fungi; Ascomycota; Sordariomycetes; Xylariales; Hypoxylaceae.